GUGGGCCGAUUUCACUUAACGUGGGAAAUGCCUUGUUGAAGGGAAAUAUUAGAUUCAAAUGAGGAUCAACCACAAAACUUUCACCUUCAACCUAAAAUAUCACCUCUCUUUAUUUACCUGUAAAAUUGGACCACGUUGUCCAGUUAUGGAUUAGAAAGGCGCCAGUCUGUUACAAAUCAUGACCUCUGAUGGCCACCAAAGAUGCACUUGCACUCCUACUGGGCAUAGAUCCUGCCAGAAUAUUAGGAAGCUCUACUGGUACUUUUAUAACUGAUGAUAAAGUUAAAACCAAUCAGAUUUUUUUCCUGUGCUCACUUCUAUUGUAAAAGAAAGCUUGGUUUGUUCACUCAUUAGACAGUUACUGCCUACUUAUGCCACAUAUUCUGUUAAAGUCUCAAGAUGUUAAGGUGAAUUAUCCAUGGCCCUGCCCUUCAGGGCUUCACAGUCAGGAAAAGAAGCUGAAAAAACCAUCGGACAUGUUCAAAGUCUCGGACAAAAUCCAGCCCCGAGGCUCUGACGAUGACCCACAUCAGUGGGUUUGCCCAUUAGACUCUGCCAUCUGUCCCCACAGGAGACAAUUGCUACAGCUCCUUUCCACUGGCCGCUUUCGGUUUGAAUGACCUUGGCGAUGGCCUGAAAUCCUGAGCUUGGAAGGGUGUUUGAGAGUUACUGGCCUGCACUUAGGCGCUUCAAAUAGAAAUUCACAGACCUCUAAUUAUCUCCUCUUACCAGGCUGCCUAAAUGACUGACGACCGACUCUUUAGUCACUCCAAGAAUGGAUUUCUACUUAGCCUGUGCCCGCCUGCCCGGGAUCCAUUAGGAUGCCCAGAACACGUGUGACGGCUCCAGGCCGGCACAGGGCAAUUCACCAAAGCCAAGCCAUUUGCAAAAUGCCUCAACUUCCUGCUCAUUUCUGAGGCAGAACGUUGUCACACCUUAACCUCAGGAAGCUCAUCUGCAGAAUAAUUCCCCCACCCCCACCGGAGCCGCUGGUGUCAGAUUCCCGCUUCCCCCACCCUGCUUUUUGCAAACAUAAGCACUGAGCUGAAACAACAGCUAUGACUCAGUUCCUAGCUAACGCUGCCUGAAUUGAUUUAGUCUGAGUUCAGAUUUAGCACAUAAUCAUGUUCAAUUUGCUCCACUGCACUGCCUAGAGAUAAAAGGCUGGGGGGGAAAAAAAUAGCUCCCGCUUGUGUCAGUCUUAGUGAUGAUGUCAUAGCCAUCAGUGAGCCGGCCGCUCUUACUCUGCCGCGCUGCCUGAGACGCGGCGGGCUGCUUGCGUGCCGCGGAGGGGGCUCAGGUGCUCAGCUCGGCCAUCCCCAGGGCAGGGCAGUGCCCGGCCCGGCCCAGUCACAUCCAUCUGGAGGCUCUCCCCGGCCGGCACGACUCGGAGGCUGCCCAGCUCUUUCUUGUCAAUUCAGGAGGGGGAAUGCCAGCCCCUAGCAUGGACUGUGAUGCUUCCACUCUGGUUGCCUGCGUGGUGGAUGUGGAGGUCUUUACCAACCAGGAGGUUAAGGAAAAAUUUGAGGGCCUAUUCCGGACUUAUGACGACUGUGUGACGUUCCAGCUGUUUAAGAGCUUCAGACGUGUCCGAAUAAACUUCAGCAAUCCCAAAUCUGCAGCCCGAGCCAGGAUAGAGCUGCAUGAAACCCAGUUCAGGGGGAAAAAAUUAAAACUCUACUUUGCACAGGUUCAGACUCCAGAGACAGACGGAGACAAACUGCAUUUGGCCCCACCACAGCCUGCCAAACAGUUCCUCAUCUCACCCCCCGCCUCUCCUCCCGUCGGCUGGCAGCCCAUCAGCGAUGCCACGCCGGUCCUUAACUACGACCUCCUCUAUGCCGUGGCCAAACUAGGACCAGGAGAGAAGUACGAGCUCCACGCAGGGACGGAGUCCACCCCGAGUGUCGUCGUGCACGUGUGUGACAGUGACAUCGAGGAGGAAGAGGAUCCAAAGACGUCCCCCAAGCCAAAAAUCAUCCAGACCCGGCGUCCCGGCCCGCCGCCCUCCGUGUCCAACUGAGCCCCUGGCUCCACCUCGACGAUAAUAUCCGUCUCCUCUUUAUCAUGCUUCCCCCCUGCCCCCCAACGUUGUUUGUUUGUCAGAAAAAAAAAAUAAUUGCCUUUAAAUCCCUGGGUGUUUGGUUGUUUGAGAUUUCCUUCCUUGUAAUCAAGCCUCUCGGACAAAAGGGCUAGGAAAAGGUGACAUGUUUCCUGACCAUAUCAUACCCAUCCAGUAUCAUCCAUUAUUUAGAAGAUUCUAGGAAAAAAAAAAAAAAAAGUAGUAUUUUCUUAUGAAAUGAUCAGCACAGCCUAUACCCUCAUGCUCUCCUGUGGCUCCAAGCCAGAGACAUCGGUGACAAAUAGCACCUGUGUUGUCUGUGAGCCGUCCCAGUUCAAGUCCUGAUGUGUGUGCAUUGUUUUUUUCCUGGCCACUUAAUACGUAGGACCAUAAGUAAACUUGACUUUGACUGCAUGAGAUGUCCCUAUCUGGUCUCACCCAGCCCUCUGCACCCGACAUUCCCAGGACAUGCAUGAUCACCAGCAUUUAUUUUCAUGAUUGGAGGGUGUUACUCUAAGUCACAGGUUGUCAGCGUCCAGCCGUGUCCUAUCUAGAUUAGGAAAUUUAUCAGCUUCCUCCAGCGACACAAGGCUGGGUACGGUCACUCUUUUGAGUCAAAGACUUCUUCGCUCUGUUAAAAUUCCUGGAGGCAAAACUGAGCUUGGCCCCAGAGAGACCCCUCCAUAGAUUUUGAACAUGACCUCCCACGUAGAACUUCCCCAGCCUCAUUGGGGAGGCUUGUCCAGGGUGAUAGAGACCGAUUUCGGACAAAUCUAUUUAUUACAAAAGUUUCAUGGUGUCUGAACGAUUGGUUUCUUUUUUUUUUUUUUUUCCUCUUUGUAUAUUUGUACAAAUGGUUCAGCUGUGCUUUUAAUAAUCUGGAUUUUUUUAUUUAGUAACUGUUCAGCCGUUAGCUGCUUCAAGCAUACCUGCAUUGCUUAUGAAUGCGUUCAUAUACGAAUACAGGUAAUCUGAUAAUAUUACACACUAUUAUGGAUGAUGCUGAAUUUUGAAAGAUAGCAAAGAUGUCGGCUAAUCAUCUAUAUUUUGGCAUGAGAAGUUCUGUUUAUCAUGAGAAGUUCGGUUUAUCUUGAUAGCAAAGAUAAACCGAAGAUGAAAGUGUUUGUUGCAGACAGUUUAAAUGCAGCUAAGUCCACGGAGCAGCUGCUGAGCAUAAUCAAAAGGAAAGGUUGAUAAACGUUCACCCGGCUUGCUCACGCAAUGCCCAUAUUGCUCAAAAAUGUAUUUGUUUUCGUUAUAUGUGAUUUUUCUAUUUCUCUAGCCCGAAGUGCAUUACAGAAGAUACACCUAUAGAACCAUUACCUUCUGCUAUGUGUGCCAGGCCUCAUCUACUCCUGUACAUUAAUAACGAAUUGCUUUAGAUGCAAAUGCCAAUUAUGACGGAGUGGGGAAAUGCUUUUAUUCCCCAAGCCUCAGAAAAACACACAAGAACAAUAACACAGCCAAGCCAAUGGAAGGAUUGUUGUGGUUUUUGACUAAGGUGUAUGUUAGUUUCAUCAGAAACUUAAAACAUUAGACUGAUCACUCAGUAAUUAAAGUCCGUUCUACUGUGAAUAUAGCAAUAUAGUACUGGACGCAGUACAGGUGAAACUGAGGACAGCGUUGCUUGUAAGAUCCUGAGUUUCCGUAAGAUAAACGAAGGCUCCUUUGAAAAAAAUAAAACCUGAGGAGUGUAUAAUAAGCAAAUGCUGUUGCCUUUCCUUUGCCGUGGAGGUUUCUGGUUUUUUCUUGAACAAAUGAAAGAUUAGCCUUACUAGUGAGGAAAGGCUGCUGUCUAGUGGAGGGAGCGGGGAACUACAGCUGGCAGCCAUCUGGGUCUGAAACUCCUCUCAAACUUCUCCGGGUCCUUUGACUUUGGAAGCAACUCACAAUUUUCAUUCGGCAGGUUCUAGAGAAAUCUGGGUGAGAGGAAACCAUUUAGAAAUGACUUCUCAAUGUUUUGCAAUGGAUACAGCAGAUGUUUCCAACCAAAUUGAGUUAAAAUUGAAUGACCAUUCUGUGUCUUCAAAAAAAUUAAAACUGCAUGGAGUGUAUGACCCGCAUGGUUAGUCUCGGUGACAUUUAUUACAAAGGGCCCAUGUGUUCAUCCAUCUCAGAUCAAGUAACUCGCAUGAGGUUGGGUUUGGGGAGGUGCGGAGAGGAGGCUAUCCCAGGAGAGGGGGAAGGAACAGAAGGGACUCCUUGGAGUGUUUCUGUGGACCCUGCAAGGACUGGAAAAGCACCUGCCUUGGUGGCUCUGGGACCCCCAAGUUGCAGACCUCUUUAGCACUAUUUUAAGUUGGAAAAGUUUAAAUAUGGAGGGGAAGAAGCAGAACACCACCCACUGAAUCAUUUUGUGCACGUGUACAGCUCAACUGCUUAGAUUUCAAAUACACCUGAUGAAUGAG
Sus scrofa (pig) is the source of this 4470-nucleotide messenger RNA. RefSeq names its product regulator of calcineurin 2 (gene RCAN2). Gene Ontology annotation, molecular function: calcium-dependent protein serine/threonine phosphatase regulator activity; nucleic acid binding. NCBI's taxonomy places the organism in Eukaryota, Metazoa, Chordata, Mammalia, Artiodactyla, Suidae. Gene Ontology annotation, cellular component: cytoplasm; nucleus. The record is from RefSeq and is a predicted model, not a curated record. Gene Ontology annotation, biological process: calcium-mediated signaling.